AUGGGAGCCACCCCCUUUUACCCCUCAAUCCUCAAGGUCUGGUUCCCGAGAAACUUCGACAAGCCGAUGGACAUGAGGUACGAUGGGACCAAGGACCCCCAGGAGCAUAUCACAGCUUUUGAAGCAAGGAUGAACUUGGAAGGGGUAGGUGACGCGGUCAGAUGCCGGGCAUUCCCCAUAACACUGGCCGGUCCAGCAAUUCGAUGGUUCAACGCCCUCCCACAAGAGUCCAUCACAACUUUCGUAGACAUAUCUCGAAGCUUUCUAGCUCGGUUCACGACGCGCAUAGCCAAAGCAAAACACCCAAUCAACUUGCUGGGGGUUACCCAAAAACUCGGGGAGCCGACUAGGAAGUUUCUAGAUAGGUUCAACGACGAGUGUUUGGAGAUCGACGGCCUCACGGACUCAGUCGCUAGUCUAUGCCUAACAAACGGCCUGCUAAACGAAGACUUUAGGAAGCACCUCACAACCAAGCCUGUAUGGACCAUGCAGGAAAUUCAAAGCGUGGCCAAUGAAUACAUCAACGACGAAGAGGUCAGCCAGGUUGUCAUAGCCAACAAACGGCAGAUCCCUAGCUCGUCAGUCCGGCAGGCCCCUCAAGUCGAUAGGUACAAAGAAGCUCCCAGGGACGACACCCUAAACAAGCCACCCAAGCACCCACGGGUAGGAAGGUUCACGAACUACACGCCACUUGCGGCGCCUAUAGUAGAAGUCUACCAACAAAUUGCAGACAAGGGAAUCUUGUCCAGAUCUAGGCCAUUGAAGGAAAGAACGGGAGGCAACAAGAGCCUUUACUGCGAUUAUCACAAGAAGUUUGGCCACAAAACCCAAGACUGCUUCGACCUCAAGGAUGCCCUGGAACAGGCCAUAAGAGAAGGAAAGCUGAGCGAAUUCUCCCGGCUCAUUAGAGAACCGAGGAGGCGGGAAAGGGAACGCUCUGAGGAAGAUCGGAGCCGAACUGUCAAACCAAGGCAAGAACCCACAGAGGAUGCCAAUAACCCCCCAACUUUCGUGGUCAACAUCGUGGUCGGGCGCGACAGCCCCCCUAAAUCCAAGUCGGCAGCCAAAAGGGACACCCGAGUACUCUCCAUCUUGACAGAUGGCCCCACCUCCAGCAAAAGGCAUCCCACAAUAUCAUUUGGCCCAGAAGAUAAGUGGUUCAAUGACCUCCCCGAAAACUCCCAUGGUAGUUACCGCGCUGGUCGGGACAGGAGCAGAUUCAAACAUUCUAUUUAG
Arachis ipaensis is the source of this 1236-nucleotide messenger RNA. RefSeq lists its product as uncharacterized. Gene Ontology annotation, molecular function: protein binding. Lineage: Eukaryota; Viridiplantae; Streptophyta; Magnoliopsida; Fabales; Fabaceae. The record is from RefSeq and is a predicted model, not a curated record.